Molecule: messenger RNA, 391 nt
Organism: Paramecium pentaurelia
Lineage: Eukaryota; Ciliophora; Oligohymenophorea; Peniculida; Parameciidae
Source: the annotation of a GenBank genome assembly
AUGUCCAAAAGAUAUAGUCCAAAGAACUCUAGAUAAGGACCUUACCAAGCCAAAAUAAAUAGCACAUCAAUUGGUGAGGAGUCUCUCUAGGAAAGCAGAGUACUUUGAGAUAUUGAAGAAUCAAACAGAUAUGCCAUUGAUUAAUAAAUCAGCAAAGAUAUCUAAUUUGACUUUAAUGCUGUUUUGAUGACUGAUAGCUGUUGGCCUAAAUUUAAUAUUUUUAAAAAUAUCAUUAAGCCACUUAAAAUUUAGAAUAUUUUGGAGUUUAGAUUUACUUAUUGUUUAUAGGAAUUAUGAAAAAACUAAUUAAAUUAAAUACAAAGGAAAAUGGUACUUUAAUUUAGGGCAGGCUGAAUUGAUAUAUAAAAUAUAACAGAAAAAUACUUCUUGA